UCAGUCGCUUCGUGAGUAGUGAGCGCUCACCGCGCGUCGUGUCCCGUGAGCGUCGCGACGAACGCGCGCGAAAAAACCAAAACGGCCGGCAACGAGACUACAGACAUGGUCUCCGUGGGCGCGUGGAGGCGUCGCACUCCCGACGACUGUGAAGACAGGUCGGAACCCGGCGCCUCCAGCUCUGGAGUCCCGCGGGCGCCGCCGAACUGCGCCCGCUGCCGCAACCACAGGCUGAAGAUCGAGCUGAAAGGCCACAAGCGCUAUUGCAAGUACCGCUACUGUACUUGUGAGAAGUGCCGUCUCACCGCCGACAGGCAGAGGGUUAUGGCUCUGCAGACGGCGUUGCGGAGAGCCCAAGCGCAGGACGAAGCGCGGGCUCGGGCUCUGGAGACGGGAAUUCAGCCGCCAGGGAUAGAAUUGGACAGGCCGGAGCCUCCGACAGUGAAGGCUCCUAGGAGUCCCGUGGUGCCGCCACCGGCUGCUAUUGACCGUCGAUCGCUGGGCUCAGCCAGCUGUGAUUCAAUUCCCGAAUCACCACCGGGAAUGUCGCCGUAUUCAGCUCCUCCGGCGUCCGCGCCUCCACAGCCGACCAUGCCGCCGCUACUGCCGCCACAGCAACCAGCGUUUUCACUGGAGUCUUUGGUGGAGAACUGUCAUAAGCUGCUGGAGAUGUUCCACUACUCCUGGGAGAUGAUGCCACUGGUGCUGGUCAUCCUGAACUACGCUGGCAGCGACCUCCAGGAGGCUGCCAGGAAGAUCGACGAAGGGAAGAUGAUUAUCAACGAAUACGCCAGGAAACAUAAUCUGAACAUAUUCGAUGGGCACGAGCUACGGAACUCGACUCGACAGAAAAUGCUGAGCGAAAUUAAUAAUAUAAGUGGUGUACUGUCAUCGUCCAUGAAGUUGUUUUGCGAAUGAUACUUUAAAUACAAGUGCGGUGUUGUGCUUGGACACAUGCUGUUGUAUGCUGUGCGAAAUAUUUUUAUAGCUGGACUUCGGAGCGGCGGCGCCCACUGUACCCCCGUCAACCUCAACAUCGGGGAGCAUCGGUGAAUGAGCGGCUCAUCUCGAGUGUUUGGACUCCUAGUGUUAGAUCUGUAUAGACAUGUAUAUAGUGUUGGACACCAGAAACAGUACCUUAUUAUUAUUAUUAUUUUAAGGCCCUAUAUUAUAUGUAUUACAUUAAAAUACUUAUCCACACAUGUGCUGUUACAAAGCUAUUUUUAACUUUCACAGAUUAUUAAUACGGCAGUGCAGUAUGGACUGAUGCCUUUAUUAUUCUUUAUAUGAUCUGUUAUAGCCACGUUUUGUCCGGGUAUACCCCAUAUUUUGAUUCAGGCGUCGGGCGGAGCGAUUCAAGCGCCGCCCUAUGAUGAAUAAUAUCAUUUAUUUCUCUGUAGGCUUGACGAUUAGGGUUGCUCGAUAAGAAAAACAAAAAUUCAUUCAUAUUAUUUAGGCAAGUUCAGAGAUGUCUCAACAAUACCUCAAACACUGGCAAAUAUAACGUAAUUAAAUUUUUUAUGAUACAAUAUUUACAUCAAUAAGAAAUUGUAUGUGCCAACCCUAAUUGUUGAAUCGCCGUCACUUCGAGAUAUGUCUGAGCUUGAAUCAACCCCGCCUUGAUUACACCUUAUUGUCACUCAAAACUGUAAGCUUACAAAUAAAUUUUGAAGUAAGUUAUGAUAAUACGCAAAAGAAUGGAUUCGUUGUAUUUUAAUGAAAAAAAAAAUGUCCAAAAGUAUGAAUUCCAUCCAUUGUUCGUCUAUCAAUCACUUCCGUCUCGUCGUUGUCCAAAUUUAAUCGAAAUUUCUAUUAUCGAUAAUAUUUGAUCUCAAUUUUUUGUAAAAUAAAAGUAAGCUAAAUUAAAUUUAAAAUUAGAUUGUUUUACGAUAAUAUCUAAAUGUAUUAUUAUUUGUCAAAAAAAAAAUAAAAAAAAUAUACUAGCUUCUAUACCUACUGCGAAUGGAAUAUUUAUUGAAUUUUCCAAAAAAAAAAAAAAAUUUAUCUAAAGACGAUUUCAGAAAUCGUACCUCAAUAGAAUCACUUGGAGUGCUAUAAGAGUCAUGGUAAGUGAUGUCUUCUUAAUGUAAUCGUCCGUAUAAUUCAAAGGUGUGAAAAAUAUCUCUAUCUUUUCUCCCUUAAAUCCGUCAACAAAGAUAUUCAUUUAAGUAUUUCUUAUUAUGUAAAUAUGUUAGCAUAUUGUAUAGAACUAGAUCAAUUCGGUAAUAACUAUAAGUUAUAAGCAAUUCUUGAUAAAUAAUAUGCUUCAAUGUUUCAAUGGAUCGUGUUUUGUUUUUUUUUUAAUACUGGCAAUAAUAGUUUAAUGAAAUAAAACUGGCUGGUUAUAUAUGCCAUUUAUUUAUUUAAAUUAUGAAAGCGUAUAUGUCAUGUUCCAUAUAUGUAUUUAUAAAAAUCCAGUCGCUCCUAUACGUAAGUGCAUUUUGAAAAUUCUUGUUACACGAAAUCCUACCACAUACGAUCGUACUAGUUAUUGCACUGUUUUAUACAUCACAAUUUUUUGAUCACCGAAAAAAAUCUAUGAAUACUGUAUUAGCUUAAAUUUUGGACGAUUUUGAUUUGACUGAAUUUAAAAAUCAUCCAAAAAUUUAUAAAUAAUAAUAAUUAAAACGCGACAUUUACCUACAUAGAAAUGUAAAACGCUAGUUCUGUAUCAAACUGCUUGCACUUUUUAAUUCAAUUAGAUUUAUAAAUUCAAUUAAAAUUCAAUGAUUUCUAUUUCACUAUCUACACAUACAAACGUACAAUUUAAAACCGUUCUGUUAAAUAAAUUUCCUUUACGACUAUUAUUUAGAAAUAGUGAUGUUUGAUGUUAGUUUUAACUAGACACGUACCUCUAGGCUAGUUGUACAUUGAAUGGAUCCUAGUAAUGUAUAAGGUAGUAUAAGUUAACAACUAAUAUUUAUACUCCGGCAUCACAAACGUUUCAGACUGAGGCAUCACAUUUUUUUUUUAAUUCAUACUAUUAUAAAGUUAAAGAAACCAAAGUUAUUAUUCCGUUGGAUUAGUAUGUAAUGUCGGGUGCUUCGUUCACAAAAUAUUUCUCAUGUAAAUAACAUAACUAGAUUAUAAACCGCACAUUAUAUUACACAUCACAGAGGUUGCUAACGUUUUAUUUUAUAAUAGAUAUAAGGUUUAGCUAUAGUUAAAUGGGUUGGAAGACGAAACGCUAGCUCUUAGUUCAUUUGACAAAAUAUUACUAUUAGACAUACAAAAAGAAACUUUCAUGUGUCAUUUUACAUACACCGAUAAUAUCCGCUUACUUUUAAUAUAUUAUCUGUCUCCGGAAACGAUUUUCUUAAUAGCUUAAUAAAUUUUUUAGAGUUCGGUAACAUAGCAUGGGUAUGUAGAAAUGUCUGAGGCGUCCAUUAAAUAAAUGUUUUUUUUUUUUGUUGUAAGUAUAUACAAAUGUUACAUUUUUAAUAAGUUACCUAUUAUUAAACUCAGUAAGGUUAAUCCUAUUAUUGUCAUUUGACAGUGACAGCUACAUGCAGAUUAAAAAAAUAUUUUUAUAUCUUUUUUUUUAUUUAUUAUACAUUAUACAUACCUAUGAUUCGAUUUAAUUUUAUGAAUUCAUUUACUGUACAAGUUUUUUUUUUGUUAAAUUUGUUGUAUUUAUAGACGAAAUAGGUUUGAGGUUUUCAAUUUAAACUAAUGUUUAUAAUUUUCUGUCAAAUAAACGAUUCCAGAUGUCGUUUUAAUUUA
This is a messenger RNA of Danaus plexippus (monarch butterfly), 3723 nucleotides long. RefSeq names its product protein doublesex (gene dsx). The record is from RefSeq and is a predicted model, not a curated record. NCBI's taxonomy places the organism in Eukaryota, Metazoa, Arthropoda, Insecta, Lepidoptera, Nymphalidae. Gene Ontology annotation, cellular component: nucleus. Gene Ontology annotation, biological process: sex differentiation; regulation of transcription by RNA polymerase II. Gene Ontology annotation, molecular function: RNA polymerase II cis-regulatory region sequence-specific DNA binding; DNA-binding transcription factor activity, RNA polymerase II-specific. The transcript is spliced from 5 exons. The coding region runs from base 106 to 918 and encodes 270 amino acids.